UCUAUAUCUUGCCUCAGGUCUCGGUCAGAGGAACAGUCAAUCAGAGCAUUGCUACAAAAUGCCUGCCUGCCGCUUCAAAUCGAUUCUCCAGAUGGUGGCCUUAUCAAUUCUGCUGACGAAUACCUCUUCCGCUGAUGUGGACUGUGAUAAAAACAAUCCCUUACCCCGACCCAUCCUGUCUCUGGAUCCACCAUCGAGUGUUAUUCUACCGGGAGAAAGUAUUUCACUCGUCUGUCAUUUCCCUCUCACCCUCUGCAAUGUGGAUUUUUACAGAAAUCACAAAGAGCAAUUAGUCUAUUUUAAUGACGCAAGUUACAUCGCCAAAGUGAAGCUUGAGGCAGAUAUGAAGUGGAAAGGUAAUAACGCCUACACCUGUAAAUAUCUAAGAUACUUCGAGAACAACAGGACCUGGGCAUGUUCCCCACACAGUGAUCCGGUGGAGCUAAUUGUAACAGAUAAACUUCCAAAGCCCACAGCCUCCAUAGAGCCGGUCUCUGGUGUCGUCACAGUGGGGGAACGAGUUCAGAUUAAUUGCUCCAGCAGCUACCCAAGCCCCAUCUCCCACUUGUACAAGAAAUAUGGCACAAAACCUGUAGAAACACGGAUUGUUUCAGAUUCCGAACGGUCAGUCAUCUUGGCCAUGAAAGAUCUCGAACCAGAGGAUAGUGGGGCAUACUGCUGCAGUUUUGAGAAAACGGAAAAAGGGAAAGUGUAUGAGUCAGAACGUAGUUACUUCGUGGAGGUCAAUGUUACCGAUAAACUUCCAAAGCCCACAGCCUCCAUAGAGCCGGUCUCUGGUGUCGUCACAGUGGGGGAACGAGUUCAGAUUAAUUGCUCCAGCAGCUACCCAAGCCCCAUCUCCCACUUGUACAAGAAAUAUGGCACAAAACCUGUAGAAACACGGAUUGUUUCAGAUUCCGAACGGUCAGUCAUCUUGGCCAUGAAAGAUCUCGAACCAGAUGAUAGUGGGGCAUACUGCUGCAGUUUUGAGAAAACGGUAAAAGGGAAAGUGUAUGAGUCAGAACGUAGUUACUUCGUGGAAGUCAAUGUUACCGCUACACUCCCCAAGGCCAACAUUUCUGUCCAUCCACCCUCUGGUGUGGUCAGCAGAGGGUCGAUCAUUCGAAUUACCUGCACAGGAUCCAUUCUGAACUCUGGUGGCUGCUUUCGCUUAUACAGAGACAGUGAACAGAAGGGGGAACUGGACAUGUCUUGCCCUCAGCAGUCGGCCACUUUCACCAUCACUGACACUGACACAGAUGGGAUGUGGAAUUACAACUGUCUUUAUUCCAGAAAAGUGAAGGGGACAUUUUAUCACUCACCCAGAAGUGCUGCGGUGCAGGUAACUGUAAAACGUUCGAACUUAUUCCUAAUUCAUUGGUGUCUCGCGGCUGUUAUCCUCUUUGGGACGGUGAUUCUCCUGGGAAUAGAAUGCAGCCACAUGAAGAGAAAAAAAGAUUCCGAUGGCCGCGUUACUGAUUGAAUAUUUACUGGCUCAAGAGGCAAUGAGGAGACUGCAGUGUGAACAGGCUAUAUUUACCGUUCAUGUCCGGUGGAAUUAUUAAAUCACCAGGGAGCUUUGGCCUCUUCAUUAAAUCUAUUUUGCAUUUGA
Molecule: messenger RNA, 1612 nt
Organism: Carcharodon carcharias (great white shark)
Lineage: Eukaryota; Metazoa; Chordata; Chondrichthyes; Lamniformes; Lamnidae
Product: alpha-1B-glycoprotein-like
Exons: 8
Coding region: 59-1483 (474 amino acids)
Source: RefSeq, a predicted model, not a curated record